GCUUGUUUGUCACACACAUAUGGGAUGAGACCGGACCAACAGCUGCUUUGAGUUUUGACAACGGCAGCAGCUUCAACAUGGGGAGGAUUGCUAAAGAGGUUUCCGGUCAGAUCCUGUGCUUCGUCGGUUUCGUUGGCAUAUGCGUCUGUUGCGGCAUUCCCAUGUGGCGUGUCACUUCAUACAUCGGCGCCAACAUCGUCACUGCUCAAAUCGUCUGGGAUGGCUUGUGGAUGAACUGCGUAAUCCAGAGCACAGGACAGAUGCAGUGUAAAGUCCAAGACUCAAUAAUGCAUCUGACGACGGACUUGCAGGCGGCCCGUGCCCUGACAGUCAUCGCAAUAUUGUUCGGCUUUGUCGGAAUGCUUUUGACGUUUGUGGGUGGACAGUGCAGCAGUUGUCUGAAGAGAGAGAACUCCAUGGCAAAAGUCCUCAUCCUGGGUGGGAUCCUCUGCAUUGUAGCCGGAGUCGUUUGCCUCAUCCCUGUCUGCUGGUCAUCAGCAUAUACCAUCUCAGAUUUCCAGAGUACUCUCACCAUCCAGACCCAAAAGAGGGAGCUUGGGGCAUCCAUAUACAUUGGUUGGGGUGCUUCAGGGUUUCUUCUGUUCGGAGGGAUCAUUUUAUGUACUGCCUGCCCAUCAAGAGACAACAUGUAUCCAAAUUACCCAGGCAUGUACCCCUAUCAAGCACCUAUGUACGGACCACCGGGAACUUUCGUACCUGCCAAAACAUAUGCACCUAGUGUUGCGUAUACUGGAACAGGGACGUAUGUUCCUAACAAACCUAAUUACUCCGCUGUUCCAGGACAAUAUCUUUAACUGACACCUCUUCAAAUAGUGCAUGUAAACUUUUACAUGUAAACUGUAUGUACAUCAGUGUUUUAUUAUAUCAAGUACUAAACACGAGUUCUAUUUUUGAAGUUUUGAAAGUUUCACUUUAUUUGCUAACCUCUGAACGGAGAUGAUGUGGGAAGACUUGUUUGUCCUGUUUUUUACUUGUCAUUCCAGUUGUUUUACUAAAGAUGUUGUCAUGCUAAUGACCUUCAAUGUGUACAUACUGUAUUUCUAUGUUUCAACAUAGUCAAUGAAUUUGGUUUCUGAUACUGUUGUGUCGUUCACGCAAAUCAUGCUUGAUUGAUGUCGUCAAAAAGAAUGUAACUUUUCAACACAAAAUGGGAUUAGUUUAUGUAUAUUAAAACAUAUAUUUUUCAAUAUCAUAAAUGUUAUGUUAUUUGUUUCCCCUUUAUUGCUUGAACGAAACCUAUUCUAUGAAAAUGCUGGAUUAUUUCAACACACAUUUGUGUAAAAUAUGA
Triplophysa rosa is the source of this 1309-nucleotide messenger RNA. It is a transcript of the gene cldnf, whose product is annotated as claudin f. The record is from RefSeq and is a predicted model, not a curated record. Gene Ontology annotation, molecular function: structural molecule activity. NCBI's taxonomy places the organism in Eukaryota, Metazoa, Chordata, Actinopteri, Cypriniformes, Nemacheilidae. Bases 78 to 815 code for a protein of 245 amino acids. Gene Ontology annotation, biological process: bicellular tight junction assembly; cell adhesion. The transcript has a single exon. Gene Ontology annotation, cellular component: plasma membrane; bicellular tight junction.